AAUAGUAUUUUAAUCAGGCACAUGAGAACUCACACAGGUAUCAAACCAUUUGCUUGUAAGUUAUGCGAUUACAAAUGUACAGUAAAAGUAGUUUAGUGCAGCACAUGAGAACUCACACAGGUAUUAAACCAUUUGCUUGUAUGUUAUGUGAUUACAAAUGUGCAACAAAUAGUAAUUUAGUAAACCACAUGAGAACUCACACAGGUAUUAAACCAUUUGCUUGUAAGUUAUGCAAUUAUAAAUGUACAUUAAGUAGUAGUUUAGUAAGGCAUAUGAGAAUUCACAGUGGCGAGAAACCAUUUGCUUGUAAGUUAUGCAAUUAUAAAUGUACAGUAAGUAGUAGUUUAGUAAAACAUAUGAGACUUCACAGUGGCGAGAAACCAUUUCCUUGUAAGUUAUGCGAUUACAAAUGUACAGUAAAUAGUAGAUUAUUGGAGCACAUGAGAACUCACACAGGUAUCAAACCAUUUGCUUGUAAGUUAUGCGAUUAUAAAUGUACAGUAAGCAGUAGUUUAGUAAAACAUAUGAGACUUCACAGUGGCGAGAAACCAUUUGCUUGUAAGUUAUGCGAUUAUAAAUGUACUGUAAGCAGUAGUUUAGUAAGGCAUAUGAGAACUCACACGGGUUAGUCAGUCAGUGAUGAGUGAGGAGCGGCAUCGGUAGCGGUAGUAAGAGAAGAUGUGAGGAAGAGUUUAAACAUGGCCUGCGAGCUGCACGUGGUAAUCUCAAGAACUGUAAUUUUUAAGCAUAAUAAAAUGAAAUAAUUAUAUAACUACCUACUUA
Molecule: messenger RNA, 783 nt
Organism: Maniola jurtina (meadow brown)
Lineage: Eukaryota; Metazoa; Arthropoda; Insecta; Lepidoptera; Nymphalidae
Product: zinc finger protein 778-like
Exons: 2
Coding region: 63-629 (188 amino acids)
Biological process (GO): regulation of transcription by RNA polymerase II
Cellular component (GO): nucleus
Molecular function (GO): DNA-binding transcription factor activity, RNA polymerase II-specific; RNA polymerase II transcription regulatory region sequence-specific DNA binding
Source: RefSeq, a predicted model, not a curated record